This is a messenger RNA of Anguilla rostrata (American eel), 7060 nucleotides long. It is a transcript of the gene asic4a, whose product is annotated as acid-sensing (proton-gated) ion channel family member 4a. Lineage: Eukaryota; Metazoa; Chordata; Actinopteri; Anguilliformes; Anguillidae. The record is from RefSeq and is a predicted model, not a curated record. Gene Ontology annotation, cellular component: plasma membrane. The coding region runs from base 461 to 2059 and encodes 532 amino acids. Gene Ontology annotation, molecular function: ligand-gated sodium channel activity. The transcript is spliced from 10 exons. Gene Ontology annotation, biological process: sodium ion transmembrane transport.
AAUAAUCGGCGUGUUGCUCGCUCAUGAAUUAUUAAGCAGCCGCCGGCUUAUUUGGGCUCCGCUCAAAACGCCGCGCUUCCAUCCGCGGGUCUGAAGUGGAGAGCGACCGGCCGUGCUUUUUUUUCCCCCUCUCUCUCUCUCUCUCUCUCUCUCUCCCCCCGACGGCUGCCUUGCCGCUGAUAAGCGCUUGCCGGCGAGCCGAGCCGAGCGAGCGAGCGAGCGGCGGGAAGCGGAGAGUGCCGUACUGUAGCAGCGACGAAGGAGGAGGAGGAGGAGGAGGAGGAGGCGGCGGCAGCGGAGGAGACGGCUGCGGCGACACUGCCUCUUUUUCUUUUUUUUUCUUCUUUUCUGGAGUUGAGAUCUGUUUGGAGAGAGAGAGGCAGGAGCGGAGGGGGCAGCGCGGAGCCGGGCUUCACAGUUGUUAUCGCGAGCGAGCCCCGACGCAGACCUGGCUGCCCACAUGCCGAUCGAAUUCGUGUGCAAAAUCAAGUUCGCCGAGGAGGAUGAGAAGCAGAAAGGCAAGCCGGACGGGGACCGGGAGAGCCUGAUCGGGGAGAGCUGCACGCCCCCGGCCGGCCACCUGGCGGGCUUCGCCAGCUCCUGCUCCCUGCACGGGAUCAACCACAUCUUCGUCUCGGGGCGCCUGGGCGUCCGGCAGAGCCUCUGGGCUCUGGCCUUCCUGGCGUCGCUGGUGCUCUUCCUGUACCAGGCGGCCAAGUGCGCCAUGUCCUACCUGGAGCACCCGCACGUCACCGCCCUCAACGAGGAGGUGAGCGCCGAGAUGGUCUUCCCCGCCGUGACCAUCUGCAACAUCAACCGCUUCCGCCACGGCGCGCUCAACGACGCCGACAUCUACCACCUGGCCAACCUGACGGGGCUGCCGCCCAAGAACAAGGACGGGCACAAGCCCACCGAUUUGGAGUACCCCGCCCCCGACAUGCUGGACAUCUUCAACCGGACGGGGCACCAGCUGGACGAGAUGCUGAAGAGCUGCAACUUCAGCGGGCAGAACUGCUCCAGCGACGACUUCUCCGUGGUAUACACAAAAUUUGGGAAAUGCUACACUUUCAAUGGGAACAGGACGACAUCCAGAAAGACCAAGCAGGGAGGCAUGGGAAAUGGACUUGAAAUAAUGCUGGAUAUCCAGCAGGACGAAUAUCUGCCCAUCUGGAAAGAGACAAAUGUGACAUCACUGGAGGCGGGAAUCCGAGUGCAGAUCCACAGCCAGGAGGAGCCCCCCUACAUCCACCAGCUGGGGUUCGGGGUCUCUCCGGGGUUCCAGACCUUCGUCUCGUGCCAGGAGCAGAGGCUGACCUACCUGCCCCAGCCCUGGGGCCACUGCCGGGACGGGGCGGACCCGCUGAUCCCCGGGUACGACACCUACAGCGUGAGCGCGUGCCGGCUACAGUGCGAGACCAGCGCCGUGGUGCGGGAGUGCGACUGCAGGAUGGUCCACAUGCCCGGAACUGCCCCUAUCUGUCCUCCCAACAAAAUCAAGUGUGUAGACAGGGCUCUAGCGGUGUUCCUAAAGAGCGCGGGGGAAAGCUGCAUCUGUGAGACGCCCUGCAAGCUGACCCGCUACGGCAAAGAGCUCUCCAUGGUGAAGAUCCCCAGCAAGGGUUCGGCACGCUACCUCUCCAGGAAGUACAGCAAGUCGGAGGAAUACAUCAGGGACAAUUUUCUUGUCUUGGACAUUUUCUUUGAAGCCCUUAAUUUCGAGACCAUAGAACAAAAGAGAGCGUAUGACGUGGCAGGAUUAUUAGGGGACAUCGGGGGCCAGAUGGGGCUGUUCAUCGGAGCCAGCAUUCUGACGGUCCUAGAAAUACUCGACUUUAUCUACGAGGUCGUCAAGCGUAGGCUGCAGCGUCUGCUGAGGCCGCAGAAGGAGGAGAAGAAGAAGCAGACGGGCAUCGUGGCCACGGUGGGCCUGGACGAUCUGAAAGCCAAGGAGUCUGGAGAAACGACGAGAAGUCACCUGGAAGGAGCCUACCCAAAAACGAUACUCCCAAACCACCACCACCACACGCAACACGGAGUCUUCGAGGACUUCGCCUGCUAGGGCCCCCGAGUCGCUUGGCCCCCGGCCACAAAAAGAAGAGAGAAGAAAAACACAAUCUCUCCUGCUGGAUUUGGGCUUAGUAAGAGACCCUCGAACCCCAGCUUUACCUGUAUUACGGUCACAAGUGAAAAGCUGCAGCCAAAGUCGAACACCAAACCUGUGCUUCUAACGGACGUGUACAGAGGCCGUUCCAUGGCCCCCCCCCUGGAGGCUCGCACCCGUCCACCCCGUCUGGACGGCUAUCCUGCUGGCAAAUCCCACCAUUUCUAUCCCCGUGAAUUUUUGCUACAUGGACACUAGCAAGAAAUAAGGUGUUCAUGUCCUUUAGACCCAGUUUAUAAUAAUAAUCUUGUGUUUUUGUCAACUUGAUCGUGCAAUUCACUUAAAGGGUAUUAUUCUGGAGUAUGUCUUUAUGACAUAUGUCACAAUAUCCCUAAUCUGUUGGCAAAUUAUCAAAUGAAAGAAAAUAAUACAACAAAGUGGUUUCUACACUAUCCCCCAUUUACAGUUUAAUGCAAAAGUAUUGGGACAGUGAUACAAUGCUUUUGGCUCUGUACUCCAGCACAUUGAAUUUGAAAUAAAUCAAUGGAUAUGAGGUUAGGGAGCAGACUGUCAGCUUUAAUUUGUGGGAAUUUACAUCCAUAUCUAGUGAUCCGUGGAGAAAUUACAGCCCUUUUAGUACAUGGUCCCUCUAACUUAGGCGAGAAAAAGCAAUUGGAAAAAUUUACAUAAUCUGAAAUAAAGUCCUCAUAUUUAGUGCUUGGUUGUAAAUCCUUGGCAUUCAAUGACUGCCUGAAGUCUGCAACCCAUAGAUAUCACCAGACACUGGAUGUUCCAGGUGAUGCUCUGCCAAUCAUCCAAAUUACACUUUUUGGCUCUCAAAAACUCCUUGGUUGAUUUAGCAGCAUGCUUGGGGUCAUUGUCCUGCUGCAAGGUGAAGUGCUGUCCAUUGCGUUUAGUGGCAUUUAGAGGUUGGAUCUGCGCACAUGUUUCUGUAUACUUCAGAAUUCAUUCUGUUGCUGUCGUCAGCAGUCACAUCAAGGCAAGUGAGCCAGUUCCAGUGGCAGCCAUACAUACCCUACCUCCACCAUGUUUGACAGACGGGAGGGGGUGAUUUAGAUUUUCCAUUGUUUCUCCACAGUUUCCUUUAUCCAUUCCUUUGGUACAGGUAAAUACGUCUCUCAUCUGUCAAUAAGACUUUGUUCCAGAACUCCACGGUUUUUUUAAAUGUACUUUUUUUUUUGGCAAACUCUAAACUGGCCAUUCUGUUCUGGGGCUUAUCAAUGGUUUGCAUCUUGUUCUGAACCCUCUGAGGUUAUGCUAGUGUAGUCUUCUCUGUAUGGCAGUCUUUGACACAUCUAUGCCUACAUCCUGGAGUGUUUUCCUGAUCUGUUUGACUAUUAAAAAUGGUUUUUCUUCACAAUUGAAAGCAUUCUUCAGUCAUCCACAACAGUGAUCUACCGUGGUCUACCAGGUUGUUGGCUAUUGCUGAGCUCACCAGUGCAUUCUUGCUUCCAAACAAUGUAUGAAGCAGGUGUAUCAGAUCUGUUUCAUUCAGAUUUUUCAGUCUCAUGAAAAGUCUUAGGCAUUCACAAUUAUAUAGUCCUCAUCAGGCACAGACACCGCCCUGGUCAGGGUGACCAACAAUCUCCUGAUGGUUGCCGAUGCUAGUUCACCCAGCCUCCUGAUCUUCCUUGAUCGAAGUGAGAUGUUUGAUACAUCCGACUGUAUCAUCCUCCUCUUUUGCCUUCAGGAUUUCAUUAGACUCAUCAACACCACCACUAGUUCCAAUCCUACCUCACAGACUAAGUUUACACUGUUUGUCACUAUAGGUGAGGGUAGGUCUGGAGUUCACCCAGUCACCUGCGGUGUCCCUCAAGGCUCAGUACUUGGUCAAAUUCUCUUUGGACUCCCACUCAGCCAUAUCAUUCAGUGUCACAACAUCUCUUGCCACACCUAUGCUGAUGAUAGCCAGCUAUACCUCAAAGUCACCCCCAACCUCCCUGCAGCUUCCACUCGUCUAUACGCCAGCCUUGAGGAGAUCAAAGCUUGUGAAUCAUCUGUAAACUAUCCUUCCACCAUCUUUGCGACAUUGUCAAACUCUGUCCUGCUCUAACUACAGCUGAUGCCAAGAAGCUCAUCCAUGCAUUCAUCUCCUCUAGUUUUGACUACUGCAAUAGCCCCCUGGUCAGCUUUUCAAACAAACAAAAAAAUAGCAAUAUGUCCAAACCAGCAUCACCUAGAUCUGGUCUGGAAAUAUGAACACAUCAUUCCCAUCCUGGAGUGCUUUCAUUGCCUGCCAAUCACACAGCACAUUGACAAGAAAACAGCCCUGCUCUCCUUUCAGACCAUGUACCAAGCUGCCCUAACUAUCUUAAAGACCCCAUACAACUCCCCCCAGUCCCUCAGAUCUGCAAGCUCCAAUCUGCUACUUAUCCCACACACCAAGCUCGAAACCAUGGGAAACCAAGCCGUUUGUGCAUCUGCCCCCUGAAUUCCCUUCCUAAUCACCUGCGGGAGUCUCAAACCCUGUUCUCUUUCAAAACUGGACUCCUUUUUCCAUUAUGCCUUCAGUCUGAUCCAGCCCCUCCCCCUCCCCUCCCAGGACAUCCUACGUUUUACCUUCUAAAUCGUGUUUGAAGGCCUCUUAAGCUCACCGCAACCCUUUUUUCUGAAAUUUAUCUUAAUCUCAUUUGCAUGUGAAGCAUCAUUGAGAUACUCCAUAAAAAGUUCUCUACAAAUUUAAUUGAUUAUUAUUAUUAUUAUUCUUAUUAUUAUUAUUAUUAUCAUGUUGAGAGACAACAAAAAUGCAAAUUCCACAACUCUUAUUGACUUUAGUCCUUACUAUCAACUUAGACCUGUGCAUGAACUAAUAAUGCAAAGACAAAUAGCUGGCCAAGAAACAGCUCAGCAGCAAAAUGACCAAUUAUUUUUACUUCCUUAAAAUGGGGGAGACUAUGUAUGAAAAAAUGGCUGUAAUUUCUACGCGGAUCACCUAAUAUGGAUGUAAAUACCCCCAGACUAAAGCUGACAGUCUGCACUUUAACCUCAUAUUCAUCGCUUCAUUACAAAUCCACUGUAAUGGAGUACAGCACCAAAACAACCAAAGUUGUCACUGUCGCAAUAAUUUUGCAUUCAUCUGGAUAUAUAAUUAUUUCUGAAGUAUUUCCAAGAAUUGCUGAAACAGAGAGGCCCAUUAUCAUGUGUGUAAUUGGUUUUUGUAAUGUUAUUUAAAUAUUAUGGAAAUUUAAAUGAUUUUAAAGUGAUCAUCAUACGCCAUUAGCACUGAGAUGUACACAAUGAGAUGUAACAUCUGACUUCCUCUCAGUUUGUCAACCCAAUCAAGUUAUCAAAGUUUCUAUUUCAAAAUGAGAAAAUAUUUGAUACUAUUACACUGAGAGCAGGUUUAGCACAAUUUUUUACAGUUAAAUUACCUCUUAUCCUCAUAAUUUUAAAUCUAAUUAAAUUAAAUGAACUACAUUACAGUACAUGUGCAAGAGUUUUGUAGAAAAAAUGCUGACAACAGCAGAUUUUUGUGCAUGUGUGCACACGCAUAUAUAUGUACAUACAUAUUUACACACACACACACAUAUAAAAAUAAUAAUAAUACAUAAUUAUGAGCAUAUUAAGAAUAAAUGCUAAAGGCUUUCUGACUCUGAUAACCAUGAAUUAGCCAUGUUGGACCCAGGCAGUUGUUUGAGCUUCUGAGUUCUUUCAGAGUUUCCUCUGUUACUCGACAGCCCAGUUAAUGAACCUGUAUAUCCACUCAUCUCUUACUGUGACUUGUUUCCACCAUGGGAUGAGUUGUAGUUUAUAGUUGUUGACAGGUUGGAGUCAUUUGUCCUCCUAAAUCUACUGAUCUCCUUCAGUUUGAAAUUUCCAUGCCAAAGAUAUAUAGUAGAGAGAUUAAGAUCCUGUCACGUUCUUGUUUAUGACUAGAUGUACUCUGGCAGCUGAUUUGUAGUUAUUCUCUUGUGUAACUGGUAUGAGUAGAUUCCGGACUCACACCACUGUCAUCCAAGCACUCCUAAAUUAAUGCCUACCAGACUGAAUAUCAAAAUUAAAUAAUUUCUGAACUCCAGAUAUUUAUCUCAUACCUCUUCUGUUGCUCAGAGCACUCAAAGUUUUAUUAUAUAAUCACAUUCUUGGUUUUAAAUCUUACACGGAGGUUAUCACCAGAUACACAUUUCUCAUAUUAAACUUUUAUGAUAAACUUGAGUGCUCCGUAAAUUUACAUAUAAACACUAGUCCAGUAAAUCCUAUGCACCUUAUGAAAAAUAAUGUAUCUGAAUGAACAUUCGCCUUCAAGGAAACUGGCCUUAUUGUCUUAUCUGCUAUUCACAUUCAUCUUCACUUUAGAUAUCUGGUGGAGAGAUGAAACGUGUAGCAGUCAAUGAUCUAGGUAUCUAGGCGAAAAAAUUUCAACAAAAAUAGUUGCUCAAGUAACCUUUAUAUUACUUGAGCAAACAAUUCUAUUAUCAUGCGUGAUUAUGUAAAAAGCUUGUCUACAACAAUGUCCAAAGUUAUGAAAUCAUACUCCCUGCAAAAAUCUGUGACUGAAGAUACCAUCGUUCCCUAGAAAUAUUUACCCUGCAUCCCUACCCGGGUUGGCCAAGGUGCACAAACAUUGUUACAACUGAGGGGAAAGAUUUGCUGUGGUUGAGGGUUUGUUAGCAGGAACAUGCUAUCCAGUGUAAAUUACACCGCCUUGGAUAUCUUGUAACAGUAGGGAUGCUUUUUGCGUUACAAUGGAGCAAACUACUUUACACUGAAGUGCUGUGUUUCUUACUGUAGCAUGAAAGGAGCCAUUUAUUGAGUUUAGGAGCACAAUCCAAAAUGUGUGUCCAGUGCAGGACUUUUCAUUGUUAUUUUUAGUUAUGUUCGUCUAGACACGUUGUACAUGUGCAUCUCAAGCUGGCAAAUGAGAACUCUUGGAUUAGCCACUUUAUUUUUCUUAGCAAUUUAUGAUAUAUAAUCGAUAAACCACUGAUUUCAAGUUCA